UCCUCCAAUCUCUUUAUCUUUUCAGACCUGUUUCUACAACUUGAGACAGAGCAGGUGGAGAGGAACUACAUCAAAGAGAAAAAAGCAGUGGUGAAAGAAUUUGACGAUAAGAAAGUGGAACUGAAGGAAAAUCUUAUUGCAGAGCUGGAAGAGAAGAAGAAGAUGAUCGAGAAUGAGAAAUUAACAAUGGAGCUGACAGGGGAUUCCAUGGAGGUGAAACCUAUUAUGACCCGGAAGCUCCGGAGACGACCUAAUGAUCCUGUGCCCAUUCCAGACAAGCGGAGAAAGCCAGCACCUGCCCAGUUAAACUAUUUACUCAGUGAUGAACAGAUCAUGGAGGAUCUAAGAACAUUAAACAAGCUUAAAUCUCCGAAAAGACCAGCGUCCCCGUCUUCUCCAGAGCACCUACCAUCGACUCCAUUGGACACCCCAUGCCAGCGUUAUGAGGCACGGAUAGAGGAGGGGAAAAUCUACUAUGAUAAGAGAUGGUACCAUAAAAGUCAAGCAGUCUAUCUGGAGUCCAAGGAGAACACCAAGAUCAGCUGUGUCAUCAGCUCUGUGGGGACCAAUGAGAUCUGGGUGAGAAAGACAAGUGACAGUACGAAGAUGAGGAUCUAUUUAGGGCAGCUGCAACGAGGGGCCUUCAUCAUUCGACGCAGAUCAGCAGCAUAGACGUCCUGUAUGUGUAUGUGUGUGUUUUUUUUUUUUUUUAAAAAAACAUUUUA
Molecule: messenger RNA, 725 nt
Organism: Sinocyclocheilus anshuiensis
Lineage: Eukaryota; Metazoa; Chordata; Actinopteri; Cypriniformes; Cyprinidae
Product: sin3 histone deacetylase corepressor complex component SDS3
Exons: 8
Source: RefSeq, a predicted model, not a curated record